Panonychus citri (citrus red mite) is the source of this 1898-nucleotide messenger RNA. RefSeq names its product elongator complex protein 3-like (gene Elp3). Gene Ontology annotation, biological process: tRNA wobble base 5-methoxycarbonylmethyl-2-thiouridinylation. The transcript is spliced from 4 exons. Gene Ontology annotation, cellular component: elongator holoenzyme complex; nucleus; cytoplasm. The coding region runs from base 142 to 1788 and encodes 548 amino acids. The record is from RefSeq and is a predicted model, not a curated record. Lineage: Eukaryota; Metazoa; Arthropoda; Arachnida; Trombidiformes; Tetranychidae. Gene Ontology annotation, molecular function: acyltransferase activity, transferring groups other than amino-acyl groups; iron-sulfur cluster binding.
AUUUUUUGUUUUUUUCUAUUUUUGUUGUUUAAUUUUAAUUGUUUUUCUUUUUUCUAUUAAAAUUAAUUUGAUUUGUUUUUGUAGUUUUCUUUUUUUCUUUUGUUAAUUGUCUUUGUUUUAAUUACUACUUUUGGAAUUAUUAUGGCGAAACCGAAGAAAAAUAAUGGUUUAACUAAGCAACAGUUAAUGGUUGUGACAAUUAAUGAGAUUAUUCAACAUUUGAUUAAGGCUCAUGAGGAAUGUAAAGAUGUUAAUUUAACUAAACUUAAAUGUGAAAUAUCUCGAAAGUAUGGACUGGAAAAUCAACCAAAAUUGGUUGAUAUUAUUGCUGGUGUACCUCAAGAGCAUAAGAAAAUAUUGUUACCUAAAUUAAGGGCUAAACCAAUACGAACUGCCAGUGGAAUUGUUGUAGUUGCGGUAAUGUCAAAGCCUCAUCGAUGCCCUCACAUCAACAUGACUGGUAAUAUUUGUGUAUAUUGUCCUGGUGGUCCAGAUUCUGACUUUGAAUACUCAACUCAAUCAUACACUGGCUAUGAACCGACCUCAAUGAGAGCGAUUAGAGCUCAUUAUAAUCCUUUUGUUCAAACACGUAAUAGAUUGGACCAGUUGAAACAACUUGGACAUGAUAUCGAUAAAGUUGAAUUCAUUGUUAUGGGAGGUACUUUCAUGUCACUACCUGAAGAUUAUCGAGACUAUUUUAUUAGAAAUUUACAUGAUGCUCUUUCGGGAAAUACAAGCUCAUCGGUUGCUGAAGCUGUUAAAUUCAGCGAAAAAUCAAGGACAAAGUGCAUUGGCAUAACUAUCGAAACAAGACCUGAUUAUUGUUUAAAUCGACAUUUAAGUGACAUGUUAGCCUAUGGAUGUACCAGACUUGAAAUUGGUGUACAAUCAGUUUAUGAAGAUGUAGCUCGUGAUACAAAUAGAGGCCACACCGUUAAGGCCGUUAAAGAAACUUUCAAAUUCGCCAAAGAUUGUGGCUUCAAGAUUGUCGCCCACAUGAUGCCAAAUUUACCCAAUGUCGACCUAGAAAGAGAUCUCGAACAAUUUGUAGAAUUCUUUGCAAACCCGGACUUCCGAGCCGAUGGAUUAAAAAUUUAUCCAACCCUGGUGAUUCGAGGAACAGGACUCUAUGAACUUUGGAAAACAGGUCGUUAUCGCAGUUAUCCGCCCAAUGUUUUAGUCGAUUUUCUAGCUCAAGUAUUGGCUCUAGUUCCUCCAUGGACUCGUAUUUAUCGAGUUCAACGCGAUAUCCCAAUGCCUUUAGUUUCAUCAGGAGUUGAACAUGGUAAUAUAAGAGAACUGGCCUUAGCCAGAAUGGCCGAUUAUGGGACAUCAUGUCGAGAUAUAAGAACACGUGAAGUGGGCAUACAAGAAAUUCAUCAUAAAAUUAAACCCUAUCAAGUUGAGCUCGUUCGUCGGGACUAUGUUGCAAAUAGCGGUUGGGAGACAUUCCUUGCAUAUGAAGAUGUUCAACAAGACAUCUUAAUUGGCCUCCUUAGAUUGAGAAAUUGUUCACCAGAUACAUUUCGCCCAGAAUUACAGGGUUGCUGUUCAAUCGUCCGAGAGUUACACGUCUAUGGGAGCGUCGUCCCGAUCAGCGGUAAAGAUCCGACCAAAUUUCAGCAUCAAGGCUUUGGAAUGCUUUUGAUGGAAGAAGCUGAAAGAAUCGCCCUGGAAGAGCACGGAUCGACUAAAAUUGCAGUUAUCUCAGGAGUUGGAACAAGAAACUACUACAGGAAACUUGGCUAUGAAUUGGAAGGUCCUUAUAUGUGUAAAUCGCUGAUUUAAAUCAAAAAGAAAAAUAAUUGUUAUCGAGUUACUGUUAUUUUUACAGAAUCAGUUAAUUUAAGUCAAUGUUUCUCAUUAAUUAAACAUUUAAUUGAUUUGGCAAUGAAAAA